This is a messenger RNA of Yamadazyma tenuis ATCC 10573, 1443 nucleotides long. RefSeq lists its product as uncharacterized. Lineage: Eukaryota; Fungi; Ascomycota; Pichiomycetes; Serinales; Debaryomycetaceae. Gene Ontology annotation, biological process: tRNA processing. Gene Ontology annotation, molecular function: ligase activity, forming carbon-nitrogen bonds; ATP binding. The record is from RefSeq and is a predicted model, not a curated record.
AUGAUUGAAAUUCAGGCAUUCAAGAACCUGCUUGUACAGUGCUUCGGCAAAGGAGAUGUUCCCAAGAAGGUUCUAGUGGCCCUUUCUGGGGGCGUUGAUUCCGUCUGUAUGACCUACUUAUUAAGCCAAUACAGAGAUAAGUUCAACCCUGAGAUGAAACUCCACGCAGUUACAAUCGAUCACAAUUAUCGAAAAGAAUCGGCAGAAGAAGCCCGUAAGGUUGGAGAACUCGUGUCUAAGUGGAAAGUAGACCACUAUGUGGUACCAUUGACGUACGAAAAGCCGUUGGACCAAAUCACCAAUUUUGAGUUGGUGGCUCGAACUAAGCGUUAUGAUGUGUUUGACAACUUGGCUAAACAGUUAAACAUCCACAACAUUUUUGUGGCCCACAACUACAACGACCAGCUUGAGACUUGUAUGCAGCGAAUCAGGGCCCAGUCGACGGUUUUUGGGUUGACAGGACUAAAACAACGAGCUUUGAUUCCGAUUCCCAACAAACUUCCAUUUGAUUAUGUGAAGCCUAUUGAAGUUGUCAGGCCCUUGUUAAGCUUCAGUAAGAAGGAAAUCAUCGACACGUGUGUCCAGAACAAUAUUCAGUGGUUUGAAGACAAAACCAACCAGGAUAUAUUCCUAACCGAUAGAAACUUGUAUCGGGUCGCUCUCAACGAGUAUAUCCCCGAGGUAUUGAAGAAAAAUCCUGACUCAGACUUCAAGUCUAUAAGUUACGAGAAGAUUGGUGAGACCAUUCAGCAGUCCAAGGCUCUCGUGUCUUAUGUUCAGGCUCGAACCAAGACUCUUAGAGAGCUGAUGUUGGAGAAAGACCAGCUUAGAUUCGACCCCAAGAAUGGGAUUGUGAGUUUGAAGAUGGACAAAAGUGCAUUCUUAGAAAACGGGCCUUUGGCCCUUGGUCGGUUCUUGUUUGAGAUAUUGCACCCAUACUCUGCCUCUCAGAACUAUUUCUGGUCGUUCACCAAAGUGUUGAACAAAGUGGUCCCCAGACUUAAUCGUAUUGUUGAAGAAGGAACAUUUUCACCCCAAAGGUUCACGAUUCUCCAUCUUGUGUUUGACGUUCGAGUGUUUGACGACAAUGUGGUGAUCAGAAUCUCCCGACAGCCAGUUUCGGGGCCAGCAUGGAACAAGGUGAUUCAAAAUCACAAAUCUUCCUCAGGCAUGUCCGAUUGGAUCCUUUACGAUAACCGAUACUGGCUUAGGUUUCGGUCCUCGUAUGAUGCUACCUUCACGAUAGUUCCCUACUAUCCACCCAAGCAUUUUCCUAUGCUCAAAAAGCAAUACCUUGGAGGAAUUCCGGGUAUGGCUGCAACACUGACACCUUUAAUCAUGUUCAAGAACGGAGACCUUUCUCUCCCCACCUACAACUUGGCUCCGUCAUCAUUUUAUGUAGAAUGGCAUCUUAAAGACAAUGCCAUUAUCGAAUUAGAAUAA